This is a messenger RNA of Paramecium primaurelia, 138 nucleotides long. The record is from the annotation of a GenBank genome assembly. NCBI's taxonomy places the organism in Eukaryota, Ciliophora, Oligohymenophorea, Peniculida, Parameciidae.
AUGAAAUCGUUUUACUCCUUUAUUUUUUUUAGACACAGAAACGGAUAGUGUUCUCAAUAAAAUUUAGAAAAAAAAUUUAAUAAAAGCUCAAAUAAUCCUGAACAAUCUAUGAUAAAAUAAUAAUAUUUUGUUUGUUGA